This is a messenger RNA of Pelagomonas calceolata, 1054 nucleotides long. NCBI's taxonomy places the organism in Eukaryota, Pelagophyceae, Pelagomonadales, Pelagomonadaceae. The record is from the annotation of a GenBank genome assembly.
CGCUACUAAAAACUGACUGCAGAGGCGUCCUUGCUCCGCGUAGUAGACGGCAUCGCUUGCGGUGUCGAGCGUAGCAUACGCGCGCAACUGCAAGACAACAGGGCUGCACGCUCGCGACGCCAUCGCUGCAAGCUUUACAGCUGCACAGGGAGCCAGCACUCUCUGAGAGCAGUGUGACGCAGCGCACCACACGGCCGCGGAAGACGCCAGCCGCAUCAACACAAUACGAAGAAACGAGAGGGCAUGGCGGCGAACGGCCACGCGACGACACCGGGCGCCGGCUGGGCCGCCCCCAAAUACGAGGUCCAAGUAAAGUCCGAAAGGUUCAAGUUCAACGCGGCGCACUUCGUCGCCUUCCCGGGCUACCGCGAGCGGCUGCACGGCCACAACUACACGUGCAGCGUGCGCGUCUUCGGGCCCUUGUCCGAGCACGACGGCUACGUGUUGGACUUCGGCGACGUGAAAAAGGCCACCAGGAGGGUCUGUGAGCAACUAAACGAGCGCUUCUUGUGCCCUUGUCUGGCGGACGCCCUGGCGAUCACUCGUAAUAAAAAGAACGUGGAGAUCGUCUGCGAGGACGCGUCGUUCUUCUCGAUGCCGGAGGCCGAUUGUGCGAUGUUGCCGCUGAAGCACUCGACGGCGGAGGAGCUCGCCGCGCUCGUGUGGCGGCGCGUCAUCGACGAACUGGGCGUCGAGAAGCUCGUGAAACGCGGCAUCACGGCGCUCGAGGUGAGCGUCGCGGAGGCGCCGUCGCAAGAAGCGCGGUACACGCGGCCCCUGGCGGGCUACGACCCGCGCGAGGAGGUCCCGGUGUCUUUGCCGUCGCCGGGGGCGUGCUGUUCUCAAUUCGCGGUGCCCUGUAGGCCGCCGGCCGCGCCAUAGUUGUUCGGUUAACUUGUGUUCUUUGAUUGGGUUUUUGGCGGCGACGGCGUGCGUGGGGGCGGACGUUCGUGGCUCGCGAUGGGUGGAGAGGCGUGUGACGCGCCGCGGUGUGUUGAUCCCGCGCCUGGGUUUCCCCUCUUAUAGCUCUCCCGCGACCAAGCGGAGGAAUGUG